This is a messenger RNA of Trematomus bernacchii (emerald rockcod), 9704 nucleotides long. RefSeq names its product leucine rich repeat containing 7 (gene lrrc7). NCBI's taxonomy places the organism in Eukaryota, Metazoa, Chordata, Actinopteri, Perciformes, Nototheniidae. Gene Ontology annotation, cellular component: adherens junction; postsynaptic membrane; postsynaptic density. The transcript has 36 exons. The coding region runs from base 2088 to 7232 and encodes 1714 amino acids. Gene Ontology annotation, molecular function: protein binding. The record is from RefSeq and is a predicted model, not a curated record. Gene Ontology annotation, biological process: neurotransmitter receptor transport postsynaptic membrane to endosome; neurotransmitter receptor transport, endosome to postsynaptic membrane.
GUUUGCUGCUGCACCUUUAAUCUUGCUCAACUUGAUUUGAAUUCCAACAAAAGGAAAGUAAAUGUCUUUGUCUUUAGCAGAUGAAGAUCAGAGCCCUCGUAUAAACCUUCACAAAUGAUCAUGUGUUGUGUCCUGAUGUAGAGAUGUUUUACUGUAUUUUAGUGUUCAACCCUGACUGGUCUCUUUUGGUGGAGGGUCUUGGUGAUUGGUGCAGGACUUAAGGGGGCAGAUACUCCACUCCUGUGGGCUGUGUAACUGAAACUGGCAGUGUUGCUUCUAUGUGGACAAACAGGAUGUGAAGAAGCUGGUGACAAGACGCAAGGUAAACAAACUGCAUGACAUUUAAGAAUUGUUUUUGUUCUGUUGAGCCCCCAGUGUUUCAAUAAUAAAUACUUCAGUGCAAUGAUGGUCAUUAGUUUCUCUAAAGGUUUGUUCCCUUAUAGUGUUCAUAUCCUACCACAACUAAAUAUUUAGUGAUGGUGUUUGGCCGAGUCUAACAUCUCCGUCUUGUAACCAGAUGUACACACAGCUCCAGGUUCCCCCCUCAAUUUUACAGAAACACGCAUACAAUCUGGUUUGUCAUAUACUUCCUUGCUUUACUCUACCGAACACUGCAUAAGCCAGCAAACCCCACUUGGAUUUCUUCCUAGAUAAAACAAGUCAUAAAAGCUAAUCUGCUGUUUACUGGUGUUGAACUGAGGACCUGAGUUGAUCUGGGCAGAGUGCGCACUGACACCCUCCAGUGGCCACUGUGCAGCUGUUGGUUUACAGAAAAUCAUAAAAUGUUAAAACAUCAAUUUUGAUAAUGGGACAAUGAGACCUGUGGUUUAACAUUGCAAUCAUAGCAGAUUGGGAUGUCAGGGUUGCUUGAUAAUCUCAGAUAGUUUCAUGAUCAACUCUGCUAGUUAGUGCAAUCAUUGUAAUAACCUUUGCAGGUGCAGUUUUAUUUUAAAAAGUAAAAGUUCUAUAAAGUUGCUUUUGAGAACCACAGCAUUAAUUCACCUCCAGGGGUGAGCUACCAUCAGGCGCAGCACCCUUUGAGAAACAUCUUCCCCAAGCCUUAGGUUGUGGAAAACCACAAAAACAGCUCUUAAAACCAAGAGGACUCGACUUAAUUUCAAGAACGCUAAAUUGGCUGAAACUUUGCCGGAUCAGAAGAUUAUUCAAUAUGAUGGAGACACCAUUUUUUUUAACCAAAAUAUGAUUAUGGGGUAUUUGGGAGGAUCGGAAUAUACUGUACAAGUAACGGCAUGGGUGUCCAACAUGCAUGUUCCUAGUGGAGAGGAGAAGGAUCUGGCUGAAGCUGAGGAACAUACAGAGGUACAUCAUCUGUAUCACCGUCACACAAACACUGUCAAAUUACCUGGAGAUAUUAACCAGAAUGUAUGAGUUGCCCUUAUCUGCUGUGUUCUUUUGGAAAGUAAUUUUUGAACUACAACUGUAACAGAUGUACUAGUGAAAGAGGUGCAUGAAUGUGAGUCUUCAGCUGGAGUGGGAGUAGCUGUGGGGGAGGCGGAGGAGGGUCUCUCAUGGGCCUGGGCUCCAUCUCUCUGCCGUAAAUCUGCAGGAAGCUCUCCCUCUGAAUCAGCUCAAGCUGCCUCCUGAGGAUCCCCUCCUGCAGAUUCUGGGUCAGCUCAGACCCCGCUGAAAAGGCUUCACCCCAGGACGAGAGAACAAUGAUGUGGCCAAAAAGACCGCCUGAUGUUUUCUCACCCUCGAAUGAGCACUCAGAGGCUGGCUGCAGCUGUCCAGAGGACGCCUGGCUCCACAGCGUCAUCAGUGAAAGACCUCAGAAACAUACAUGAAGACGGCACAAGAAGAUUCCUCGAGAACACUGCUCCUGACCACUCAACCAAACAACAUUUGCCCAAACAUGUCCAGCAGAGUUUGGUACCCAUAAGGCCUUGCAUGGGCCAAGUGGGUGGGGUUACACGGAAGCAGAGAUGAACCUGACCAACCACAGGCCGUCACCCGGGGAUAUAAGCUCCACCCACCACUGAUCUUCAGGGUGACUGACAGCUGGACCAACGCCUCAUACACCGGCAUCUGAACUUUCAUUGGUCCAAAGUACAGUGCAGUGUCUGGAGAUGACCACUAAGCGGAAGCUGAUUGGCCGGCUGGUGCCGUGCCGUUGUUUCCGUGGGGAAGAGGAAGUGAUCUCAGUGUUGGAUUACUCCCACUGCAGCCUGCAGCAGGUCCCCAAGGAGAUCUUCAGCUUCGAGAGAACUCUGGAGGAGCUCUACCUCGACGCCAACCAGAUUGAGGAACUACCCAAGCAACUCUUUAACUGCCAGGCCUUGAAGAAGCUGAGUAUGCCGGACAACGACCUCUCCAACCUGCCCACCACCAUCGCCAGCUUGGUCAACCUCAAGGAGCUAGACAUCAGUAAAAACGGUAUCCAGGAGUUUCCCGACAAUAUAAAAUGCUGUAAAGGCCUGUCUGUGGUGGAGGCCAGUGUCAACCCUAUCACCAAACUCCCAGAUGGUUUUACGCAGCUCCUGAAUCUGACCCAGCUCUUCUUAAACGAUGCCUUCUUGGAGUAUCUGCCCGCUAACUUUGGCAGACUUUCAAAACUACGGAUCCUGGAGCUUAGAGAGAACCACCUGAAAACCAUGCCAAAGUCCAUCCACAGACUGACACAGUUGGAGAGGUUGGAUCUGGGUAGCAAUGAAUUCACUGAGAUGCCGGAGGUGUUGGAACAGAUCCACAACCUAAAAGAGCUGUGGCUGGAUAACAACUCUCUACAGUGUAUACCAGGGGCGAUAGGAAAACUCCGUCAGUUGCGGUACUUUGACUUAGCUAAGAAUCGCAUCGAGUCGUUGGACACGGAUAUCUCCGGCUGCGAAGCCUUAGAAGACCUGUUACUGUCCUCCAACAUGCUGCAGCAGCUCCCUGACUCUAUAGGAAUGUUGAAGAAGCUGACAACAUUGAAGGUAGAUGACAACCAGCUGACCUCACUGCCUAACACCAUCGGGAGUCCGAAGCCCAAGCACGGUCUGUCUCUUUUGGAGGAGUUUGACUGUAGUUGUAAUGAGUUGGAGUCGUUGCCUCCCACUAUCGGCUACCUGCACAACCUGAGGACGUUUGCUGCUGACGAGAACUUCCUCAUAGAGCUGCCCCGGGAGAUCGGUAACUGUAAGAACGUGACGGUAAUGUCGAUGCGUUCCAACAAACUGGAGUUUCUUCCUGAUGAGAUUGGACAGAUGACUAAACUAAGAGUCCUUAACCUGAGUGAUAACAGGUUAAAGAAUCUACCGUUUACCUUUACCAAGCUGAAGGACCUGGCAGCUCUCUGGCUCUCUGACAAUCAGUCCAAGGCUCUGAUCCCGCUGCAGACAGAAGCCCACCCUGAAACCAAACAGAAGGUUUUGACCAACUACAUGUUUCCUCAGCAACCGCGACACGAUGAGGAUUACCAGUCGGACAGUGACAGCUUUAAUCCCAUCCUGUGGGAGGAGCAGAGGCAGCAGAGGAUGACUGUGGCCUUUGACUUUGAGGACAAGAAAGAAGAGGAAGACAACUCUGGGAAGGUCAAGGUGGAGAUUAACCUUAAGCGCUACCCGACACCUUACCCUGAGGACCUCAAGAACAUGGUCAAGUCAGUGCAAAGCCUAGUGGGUAAAAGUGUACACGGCGGGCAUGGGCACCAACACCAGCAUCAGCACCAACUCCAGCACCAGCAUCAGCACCAGCUGAGCACAGGCACUGCCACAUCGGCAGGAACCAACAUGGAACACACACACCUCAGCAAAGAGUAUGAACCACCGUGGCCCCUUCCUCCCAAAGAGGUGAUAGACAGAGAGAUGCAGGACUUCUCUCAGUCUCAGCUAAUGGAUCAGGGAUCAAUGCAUAACUCUGGCAUUGACAUUCCUAAGAGGAAGGACAAAGAGGACCUGACAGAGAGCUCUGAGGACUCUAUGGGCGGCUCUCCCAACGACAUCCGUAUCUCUGAUAUGAGGCCCACCCUGGUGGAGCCCCCUAUGUACAAACCAAAGGUGGUGCUGCUGGGGAAGGACAAGAAAGAGUCUACAGAUGAGGAGGUGGAUAAGCUCCACUGUCUGAACCACAGCGGCUCCUCAGCCACCUACUCCGACUACUCUCCCUCACAGGGCUCCUCCGGCUCCUCCAACCCACCCGGGAACACACACUCACACGCACACGCACACUCUCACCAACACCAACACCAACACGCACACGCACACCCUCACGCACACCCACACACUCCCGCCCUGCCCGCCCCGAGCAAGGACCAGGCGCCUCAAACACACUGGACCAACAGACUGGCUCAGUCCUUCCCCAAACCCAUUGACUCCAAGCCUCUGCUAUCUCAGAGAGAAACCCCUCCAUCAGGAACCCUGCAGCAGCGCGGGGAUCGACGCCCACUGAGCGAGCCUUUUGAUUGGGCCGAGGCCCCGCACUAUGACAACACAGGAUUUGAUGCUGAGGAGUCUCCUAUGGACCCUUCAUCAACCAGUCAGGGAAACCCCCCGCUGGGCUCCAAACCCCGCAGCCAGUCAGCACACGGGCGGCGCCCCCUCCUCAGGCAGGAGCGGAUCGUAGGGGUUCCUCUGGAGCUGGACACUCAGACGCUCCCCUUCCACGGCAACCAACGCUCCACUCCGGACAAUGACCAACAAUCAUCCGGACAUUCUUCCCAGAAUCCCUGGCAGAAUUGGACCAGAACCCCCAGUCCCCUGGAGGACCGAACCGCUUUUCCCUCCAAACUGGACCUGACGCCCACAUCCAGUCCUAACCCUGAUCGCAAGGACAUUGACCAAAGGCUGGAACAAGGUGCAGGGCCUUUGCCCGGCAGCUGGACGUACCACGACAAUCAAGGGGAUCAGAACAGGAAGGAUCAGCUAAGUGUUAGCGGGGGCAACAAGGUCACCGUGGUGAUGAGUAAAAGCUCGGACCGCCUGUCCCCCAUGAUGAGGGAGACGAGAUCUAAGUUUAAGAAGUCACAGAGUAUCGAUGAGAUUGACAUUGGCUCUUACAAGGUCUACAGCAUUCCUGUGGACAGCUACAGUGCCUCCAUUGAACAACAGACUAGUUUGGACCGUCAAGAGUUUGUCGGGUCAAUGGAGCAGACCAACAUGUCACGGUCACAGUCCGCCCCCAUGUUAGACGAUGACCUGAUCUUCCCAGGACACGGCGGCAGCAACCAGUCGGGACAGAAUCAGAAACCUGCCAUCCCACAUAAGGCCUAUCACUUCGACCACAACUACAACCCCCAGGUGACCAUAGACCGCCGGGUCCCUCCCCCCUUCCCCAACACACCAGAUUAUGUCAACCACUCAUCUAAAGCCUUGGAGUACAUCAAUCAACCGGGGAAGACAUUACCAAAGGAGCUGGUGAGUCCUCGGUAUCGGGCGUAUCCACCACUGGAGAUGUUUUCUUUCCCCCAAUCACCAAUCAAUCCGGAUGGUCCGCCCAGCCAGCAUCAGCAGCCAAUCCCGUCACAGCGCUCCAGGCCAGGGUUUUUGAGAAGAGCAGAUUCAUUGGUGAGCUCCACAGAGCUUGCUUUGUUCCGCAGAGUCCAUGAAGCCCAACAGGAGGCGCUGCAGGAAGCUCAGUAUAGACAGCAGGCUGACCCCCCUCUUUAUGGUCGGGCUCUGGCCUACUCCUCCGCCAUGGAGCACUCUGCUAUCUCCAACAUGUCCGACAGCCAGAGCCAGAUGAUGCACAAUAAGAGAAACGGCCGCUACGAUGACGACUAUACAACUUACCAGGAACAAAAGAAGCCCAUGAUUGGUUACCCAACAAAGAGCCUUACUCAGCGCCGCCCCCUGUCUGCCAGGAGCUACAGCACUGAGACUUAUGGAGCAUCUCAGGCCCGUCCAGUGUCAGCUCGUCCCACCAUGGCUGCCCUGCUAGAGAAAAUGCCCCCUGACUACACUCUGGCAACCUGCCCAGAGAAACCAUCUGAAGACACCAUCAAAGUAAGACCUGGCGUACCACAGAAGCCUGAAGACAUCACCUCCAGGAUGCCUGCCGAUUGGAGGCAACAGCUACUUAGGCACAUAGAGGCCAAACGAUUGGACAGGAGUGGUGUCCUAAAGCACAACACGCUCACGCUGGGCAUGCUCUGUCAGGGCGGGGGUCAUGGCCAGGGGCGCAGCAGCACUUUGAACUUUAACCUUUACAAUAACACUAAGCAUGAGUCCCCUGUUGGCCGCUGGCUGCCACUACCUCCUCCUCCAUCUGCUAAUGCCAGCCCCUCUCAGCAGGCUGCCAUGCUGGAUAAUGACCAGGAGGGGCUGUCAGGGAGCAACCAGUGGGCUCCAUACUCACUUGGCCGGAGGGAUGUCCCACCUGACAACCUCAUGAAAAAGAGUGCCCACUCCCACAACACUCCCCACCAAUCACACAACACCAUGAUUGUCGCCUCCUCUACCUCCUCCUCGUCCACUACACCUCAUCGUGUGGUUGUGCAGCAGGGCUACGACGGGAUGAUGAACAAAGGGGGCCAAUACCAACCUGCGAUGCCCUUGUCAGUGGUUCCUUCUGGACAGUAUCAAGGCAACAUGACUCAAGGCCAUCCUGGUCCUGGACAGGGUUACCCCGGUGGCGGCAUGUCCAUGGCUCUGUCCCCGUCUGGGAACCAACCCCAGUACAACCCCCACUCCUCCCACACAUCCCAUCAGCCCGCCACCAACCCUCAGUACCACGGCAACCAGGGCAUGGUCCACGGCAACCAGGGCAUGGUCCACGGCAACCAAGGCAUGGUCCACAGCAACCAGGGCAUCGUCCACGGAAACCAGGGCAUGGUCCACGGCAACCAGGGCAUGGUCCACAGCAACCAAGUCAUGGUGCAUAGCAACCAGGGCAUGGUACACAGCAACCAGGGAAUGGUGCAUAGCAACCAGGGGAUGGUCCACACCAAUCAGGGCAUGGUCCAUAGCAACCAGGCUGUCAUGACCCACACCAACCCGCGGCCUCAGAGCGCUCGCUGCCUGUUGCAGACUAAAGGCCAGAAGAGCACGGAUGGUUUCCAGGAACAGUUGUGUGUGAGAAUAGAGAAGAACCCUGGUCUUGGUUUCAGUAUCUCUGGUGGCAUCAGCGGCCAGGGGAACCCCUUCAAACCCUCUGACAUGGGUAUCUUUGUUACUAGGGUACAGCAUGACGGGCCCGCCACCUCCACGCUGCAGCCCGGAGACAAGAUUCUGCAGCAUGACUGUGUAGCUCCUCCUCUUCUCUCUCUUUUCCCCAACAGUGAUGUGUUACUGAGAUAAUGAUGGCAGUGGCCCUCCAUCCCUCCACACACACAUAUAGACAUAUGUAUGGGAAUACUGCUGCACACAUACCUCUCUCUAUACAUACCUGCACACACACAUGCUGUUGACCGUGCUGCGUGUUUGCCUUGCAGGCUAACGGACAUAGUUUUUUACACAUGGAGCACGAGACAGCCGUCUCUCUGCUGAAGAGUUUCCAGCCGACUGUGGACUUGGUGGUUCUGAGAGAAAAAUAGUUUUAUAACAAACAAACACAACAACAACGCUUCUCUACUCUGCUCAUCGCCAUCCCAUGCCGUCCCACCUGCCCUCCGCUGGAGGCUUGUGGAACUGAAAAAUGAGCCGCCUUUUUUACCUUUUUAGGGGAACACAGACAUUUAUUUGCCUAUUGCUGGACCAAAGGCAAAUACUAGUGCCAAAUGUACCAUAGGAAACAUAUCGGCUCCUCUGUCUACCGGCAGUCAGGGAUCUGAUUGACGGCUGGACAGACCACAAGAAGACACUUUGAGUUCCUACAGGGCUGCUGCAGUUUGGAUUUUGUGGUUUGUUAUAGGCAUCUCAUCAUUCAGUGUCUAAGGUUAUUUUUUGUAUUUUUUGCUUUUCUCCACUGCCAUUAAUUUUGCUGUCCACGGUAGAUUUGUGUUUGGUGUAGCACAUGAUCCACUUUCCUUGUUCCUCAAUGUUCUCUUCGCUUUCUGUUCUAUCUUUUGUUUUCUGUUGGUUCUCUUUCUUGUCUUAUCUUCUUUUGUUUUCUUGUGUUUUUUUUCAUUCUUUUCAGCUGUCUUCUGUUCUGUUUUGCAGGUAUUAUUUCCUCCAGUAUACAGAAAACUUGUCUGCCUUGUGUACAUAUAUAAAGCUGCAGCUUUCAAGAGCUGCACUUUCCUUGGGGCCUGGAACGACAGCUCUUAAAAGUUUAGGAUUAAUAUAAAUAUUGUUGAUAAACCACAUUCUGAAUCCUCUCUUAUGAACAUACAGGGAUUAUUUCUCCAAAUGGACAAUUUUUUAAUAUACCACUGAUUUUUUUUAUGUAAAGAAAACACUGUUGAUAGUUCAUUACUGCUACUCGUUUUCUUUUUUUUCUUUUUGUAAGUGUUGCUUGCACACCUAUGCUGAAAAAAGCUGAAGCAAUACUCCUGAGGCUUGGCCCAUUGACAUUUUCAGCAGAGCCUAACUUGUCCCACAGUGCCAUCUACCGAGCAAGUCAUGCUAAUGUUUACACACACUGCCAUGCACAUGAGCUAACAGGCGAAACACACAUAUACAGUAAACUUAUGUGCCCCCAUACACAACACAUAUCCAAUGGUGCUCAGUGCACUAUUCGUAAUGAAGCCCUGUCUAUACUCGAGACUAACUUUACAAUCCAAUCUCUGUAAUAAAACCAGUCAAACUCAAACACUGUAACAUUAAUCAUAUUUUGAAGUCCUGUUUUCUAUUAUUGUUACAGCAAUGUUACAUCAUAUUUUAGCUGUUUGAGUUGUAUGAUAAAAUCCCAGCAUGCUCUUCAUAUCAUUGGUCACUGUCAGCCAGCCAUUUUCUGUUGGCUUCGAGAGAUCUCUUCUCUGUAGGAGACUCUAGAUGUAUUAUAGCACUGAGUUUCAGUGAGACUGAUAUUCUAUCCUUUGUGCCAAAUGGACCCUCUGCCCCUCUCUGGUUGUAUUAACACAGGCCUGAAACAUCAGAGCUUUACCUCUUUGUGGCCCAGAUCUGAUCGGAUCACAGUGAGUAAGGACACUGUUAGUUUUUUUUAACAUUUGGCCUGGUAUUCAAAUCCAAGCAUCCACUCUGCUGAGUCCUGACCUCUGGCCUCCCUGAAGAAAGCAACAAGAGUCAGUAUUAAUACCGUCUUAAUGGGUAAAUCUGCAGUAAAUCAGAUUGAAACAAUCAGGGGAAGAUCUGAUCUGUGCCGCAAAGUCUUUUGGCUACACCUUAAAUUUCAAUGGUGAACAUGGGAAUUUGGAUCUGCCAAUUUAGAUGGUGAAUGUUCAAAUUAUGUGUAGGUAGGAAGAGAAAUAAUGUUGACUGUGUUGAUGUAGAAGAGAUGUUUCUGGAGCAAUGUCAUUGGUAAGCUCUGACCUUCAUGGUCAUGCUUCAGACCCCGAAUAGACAUGACAGAAUUGAACGCAGGAUUAAAAAAAAAGGUUAGAGGUUCAUUUCCUGUCUUUGUGUGAAUGCAACACAUUUCUUGAAGACGUUUCAUGACAGUGAGUUUUGUUUUGUUCUGUAUAACAUCUGAUGUUUCAUCCAGAGCAAAACAACAUCCAUCACUGUUGUUUGCUUUUACUUGAUGUGACAGUGUCAUCCUGUGGCCAUUUUGUGUCAACCCUCUUAAUAAGCGUUAGAAUUUAGUUAAUUCAAUUUAAGGGACACAAAAUGGCACAGUGAAGUCCUGUGGGUUAAGAGACUUAAUCUUAACCCCAGGUACCCACCCGAUCCUAUUUAGAGUUUGAAAUAUCAAAGAUAUUGUGAUGAGAA